AACGACCUCUAGUCUGACGUCAGUUUGAAUCGUAAUUAUGAAAUCUGUGCAUGAUUUUAAAACCAAUUUAAUUCUUUCGAAAAAAUGAAAUUAACAAUCAAUAAAAAGGUUGGAUUUAUUUAAAAAUAACAAUCAACUAAACAAAUCUGAAUUCUAAAUCAACUAAACAAAUCUGAACGUCCAAAACGUUAUUCAUUUCUACAUUUCGAUUAGUGCGUAUUGCAUGUAUGUGUUUGGCGUUUGGAAUGAUUCACGUUGUUCUGAGUGUGUGCCUGUGCAUCGCAGUCAAACGAUAAAGGGAAUAUAUAUGACGAGAAAAAAAAACAGACAGAGCACAAAAGUGUACGAACACUGAAAUACACAGCAGUAAAGAUUUUGAUGUAAUAGACACAUAGCAGCAGCAGCAGCAGCAACAAGAAGUUGAGAAAUUAAAAGAAUAAGUGAAAUAACAUUUUAUUAUUGCCGGCAUCCAAAGUGAGAGAGACACACCAUAGAGAGAAAUAGCAUCUAUGAGAAGAGUGACAUUUGUGUCAAUUUUCGCGAAUUCACACAUUUAGCCGAGCAGAAUCCAAUUGGACCGCAGAAAAUCUUCAGCCAACAUUUAAUCGAAGGUCGCAUUCCAUAAUUCAGCUCGAAAAUUCAGAUCAUUUCGAUAAGGGGUGAUAAAAUUUUAGUGAUAGAUUUUGGUUUUUUCUUUUCUCUCUGUGUUGUGGUUUUAAAUUUUUUUUUAUUUGAUUGUGAGAUGGUGCAUACGAAAAGCGUCACUUCAGUGGAAAAAAAAUGUUUGAAAUGACUAUUUAGAUUUGAUGCGAAAACGAAAACGUGAAACAUAAAUACGAUAGGGUUCGUACAGUUCGUAAUUAAAUCGAAACGAUCAAAGUCGAUCAUCACAUUUGUUUAUAAGAAUCAACAAAAUUAAAACGAAACAUGUCAGCAUAUCGACGAAUAAAUCGUGGUUCACGGUCACUGCAACCAACAUUUGGUAAUUGUAGUACCACAGAGACAACUAGUUCAAAUUCAACAGCAUCAAAUAGUACCUCAAAUCCAAAUGACAGUUUGAAUAAUAUCAACAAGUCAUUGGUACAGUAUGACAGCAAUAGUAGUACGGAUUCGUUGGCCAAAUCAGGUCAACAACAGGCUGCUGCUAUCAAAUAUGAUGAAUUGCAAACGAGUAAAUUUGAACAUGAACUAUCAAAUGGCAACGGAUUCACCAGUUAUCCGAUGCAACCGAAACACAUACGAUUCCCCGACGUGCCGUACAGCUCCGAAUUAGUCAAUGAAUUGAUGAUCUUUCUUUACACCAUGAUUGCAACGGCCAUGCAAUUUUUACAUCUCUACCGAACCGUUUGGUGGCUACCCGAAUCAAAUACCAGUCAAACGAUGAAUUUCUACCUGAUUGAUGAACACUUGACAAUGUUUAUUGUGAUAUUAUUAGGACGACGAUUUAUGUACUGCUUUUUAUUAGGAAUUUUGGAAAUGAUAUGUCCGAAGCAAGUGUAUCACAUUGCACUGAAAUUCAUACGGCUCACAUUUUUCAUUGGAAUUUUGUCCGUGCUGGGAUAUUUGUGUUUUGAAAUGUUUCCAAAGCAGCGGUAUAUCGUAAUUUAUUUAUGCUAUCCGAUGAUUGUCUAUGUCAUAACAUUUGGUAUGCAAAUCGAACCAUUUCUACGGACCAUCUUCGAAACGGAAUCGUCAACGUACUUCAAUGGCAUCCCGUCACAUUCGUGUUCAACAAAUCCAACGGUGAUACGCGCAGAAAUCGAUAUACUGCGCACUGACUAUAAUAAUCGUUUCAAACAAGUCGUGUUUACAUCGCUAUUGAAUGCCUACUAUGCGGCAUUCAUUCCGUGCUGUUUUGCUCAAAGUUUUUUAUACUACGAUCUGUAUUGGGCGACACAGCAUUUGGGCUUUUUGGUGCUGGGCGGGUUAACAAUGUGCGCGAUGUGCUGUUUUCCAGCCAAUUACUGUGAUGUUAUGCACAUGGCGUCAUUGCAUCUGGGCAAAUGGUCACGAGUUGAAUCACGGCCAUAUUCACCGCCAGCGGUGGCAUGGUCGAAACUAGUCGUGUGGCCACCUGGCCAGUAUAUCAAACAUUCAGGGGAACUGUUCAAAUCGUACGGUGUCAUUACAACUGCAAUCCCCGGCAACGGUGUUCAUAUACGGUUUUAUAUGUUCUUCCAAAAUCCGUCUAACAUUUAUCUCAUUUUAUCCAUAAUUCAAUCGGUGAUCGUAAUACUUCAAGUUGUCAUAUUGUUUAUGGUUGUUGAAUGGCACAAUAUCAUCUCGUUAAGCUAUUUAGUGCUGGCAAAUUAUCAUACGCUAUUUAAAAUAGUGCGGGAUUUCUUUGUGACACAUCGCAUGUAUUCUUCAUCAAAAAUGCAUCGAUCCUGAGCCGACGACGACGACUCCAUCAUUAUUAUCAUCACCAAUUGGAUGGGGUUUUCUCGCUUUCGUCGUUAAUUCAACCGAUCGCCUCAAAAUCUACAUUUUUUUUGAUUUCGUUUCGAAUACAAUAAAUUAAACAAUAAAUGAAGAACUGAUCUAGAUGUUAAACACAUUCAAAACAGCACACAAACACACACACAUACACACAUCUCACAAAAUCACACAUGCCAAAUGAAUCUAAACGUAUGCUUGCACAUAAAACACAUACAUCUUACAAAUCUGUUGUUUUUUAUGUACUCAAAUGGAUGAAAAUCACUUAACCAACAACAAAACAAUUUUUUUGUCGCUUAUUUUAUUAGUUUUAUUUAAACUUCUUACUUUCUUCUUCUUCUCUUCGUUUCACUUUCUCUCACUCGGUACUAAGAAUUCGUGAAUGUUUAAAGAGUUUCUUGUUGGCUAUUGGUCAAAACCAAAAAUCUUUUAUUUAAAAUAAAAAUUUGCAAAUGAAAACAAA
This is a messenger RNA of Sitodiplosis mosellana (orange wheat blossom midge), 2899 nucleotides long. Its product is annotated as transmembrane protein 39A. The record is from RefSeq and is a predicted model, not a curated record. The transcript is spliced from 6 exons. Gene Ontology annotation, cellular component: membrane. Lineage: Eukaryota; Metazoa; Arthropoda; Insecta; Diptera; Cecidomyiidae. The coding region runs from base 928 to 2391 and encodes 487 amino acids.